Microsporum canis CBS 113480 is the source of this 1341-nucleotide messenger RNA. RefSeq names its product acyl-CoA dehydrogenase. The coding region runs from base 1 to 1341 and encodes 446 amino acids. The record is from RefSeq and is a predicted model, not a curated record. NCBI's taxonomy places the organism in Eukaryota, Fungi, Ascomycota, Eurotiomycetes, Onygenales, Arthrodermataceae. Gene Ontology annotation, molecular function: flavin adenine dinucleotide binding; oxidoreductase activity, acting on the CH-CH group of donors. The transcript has 4 exons.
AUGGCAACAAACUCACCUAAUCCAAUUCCCUUCUCGGAGCCGCCGUAUCUCUGUGGACUUCCUUCGCCAUACUACACUGAUGCUCAUCGGCGCUUUCAGAAAGCAUGUAGAGCCUUCAUUUGGGAGCAUCUACACUCCCAUGCAAUGGAAUGGGAACGAGAGGGCACAGUUCCACCACAUAUUUUUGAAAUAUUCGGCAAACAUAACAUGUUGAUUCCAAACCUGCCAUCUCCAUUGCCGGUUGCAUGGCUGAAGGAGCUGAACAUUCAUGAUAUCUUAGGGGUCAAGGUUGAAGACUGGGACCUCAUAUAUACUGGUAUAUACCUGGAUGAGAUGUCAAGAUGCGGACUGAGCGGGCCACCAGGCUCCUUAACAGCUGGUUUCGCAUUUGGAAUCCCACCAAUGCUUGCAUUUGGAAGUCCAGCUUUACAGGAGAAAUUUCUUCCUGAUAUGCUGACAUCAAAGGUCAGGUCAUGCAUCGCUAUUACUGAACCUGAUGCAGGUAGUGACGUUGCAAAUAUCACCACUACUGCCGAGAAGAGCGCAGAUGGCAAGCACUAUAUCAUCAACGGUGAAAAGAAGUGGAUCACAAAUGGUAUAUGGUCAGACUACACUACUAUGGCCGUACGUACUGGCGGCCCAGGACCAACUGGCCUAUCACUGAUAGUGGUACCAUUGAAGGGUCAUCCAGGCGUAACAAUGCGUCGGCUCCCUGUCUCCGGCCAGGUCUGCGGUGGCACCACAUACAUUGAACUAGAUAACGUCAAGGUACCAGUUGAAAACCUGAUAGGCCAAGAAGGGCACGGUAUGAAGUAUAUUAUGACGAAUUUCAACCACGAGCGUCUCACUAUUGCGGUCGGAGUGACUCGUCAGGCUAGAGUUGCCCUCAGCUCUGCUUUCGAAUACUGCAUGAAGCGUGAGGCCUUUGGCAAGACACUGAUGGACCAGCCUGUGGUGAGACAUAGGUUAUCCAAGGCUGGUGCCGAACUGGAGUCUAUGUGGGCUUGGGUAGAGCAGUUCUUAUACCAAAUGAAUAACAUGCCUAAGGAAGUAGGAGACAAAAGAUUGGGCGGGUUGACAGCCCUAGCCAAAGCAAAGGCUGGAAUAGUUCUUAACGAAUGUGCUCAGGUAGCAGUUUUACUCUUUGGUGGGCUUGGGUUCACCAAGUCUGGCCAGGGGGAACUAGUUGAAAGACUAAUGAAUCUAGAAAUCUUGCGUGAUGUUCCCGGAGCCCGAAUUCCAGGAGGCUCGGAAGAUGUCCUACUUGACCUUGCUGUUCGACAGCUUGUGAAGAAUUUUAAGGCAGAGGCCAAGAAGCUGGGGGAGCCUGCUAAGCUCUAG